AUGCAGUUCCUCAUUGCUUUUCUGGUUGUACUGCCUUUCGCUUCGGCACAAUUUCCCGGCUUCGGACAAAGACCAGUCGGCGGUUUUGGCGGCCGUGGAGGCUUCAACGGUGGCGGGCCUUUAUUUCAAUCGGGAGGCGAACGUAGUUAUUACGUGAGAGGUCGCUUGGUUUGCGGAAUUCAAGGAGCUCAAGGAGCAAGAGUCUCCUUGUGGGAGAACAGAGCAGGUGGAGGCCAACCAGACGUGCAUGACGAAGACGUGAUUGACGCUUCUGGAACAGUCAGUCUGAAAGCCGAGAUACGUGGAAGCAGUGGCGGAGGUACCAUUAAUCUCGAGGCUCGCUAUUCUGAGGAGAGUAGUGGAUUCAAUGGUGGUGGUCGUGGAGCAGGAUUUGGUAGUGGUGGUCGCCUUGGUGGUUUUGGACAAUUUGCUGGAUUACCUCAACCAAUCCAAUGA
Messenger RNA from Ostertagia ostertagi, 456 nucleotides. The record is from the annotation of a GenBank genome assembly. NCBI's taxonomy places the organism in Eukaryota, Metazoa, Nematoda, Chromadorea, Rhabditida, Trichostrongylidae.